This is a messenger RNA of Vidua chalybeata, 4609 nucleotides long. It is a transcript of the gene TBCE, whose product is annotated as tubulin folding cofactor E. The transcript is spliced from 17 exons. Gene Ontology annotation, biological process: protein folding. The record is from RefSeq and is a predicted model, not a curated record. Lineage: Eukaryota; Metazoa; Chordata; Aves; Passeriformes; Viduidae. Gene Ontology annotation, molecular function: alpha-tubulin binding. The coding region runs from base 2230 to 4335 and encodes 701 amino acids.
UCACAUUAACAUCCUUCCUGAAAAAGUUUUAUCAUAGCUGAGCAUCAGCAUUCAACCUUUUCUGCAGCGCUUACUUUAAAAUUAUUUCAGAGGCACCUUGUUGAGGUGUGGUUAGGAAUAAUCCAUGAUUCAUUAACUAACUUCAAGCAUAUAAUCUGCAAAACUUCUAAUAAAGAUGCAGGUUAAACCACAUUAACCCUGAUAGUGUUCCUCACCUGUAUACCCUAUGGAACAAGUACAUUCUCAAUUAACCUACUGAAAAGGUAUUUACUGAUUAUCUCUGAUUAGUACACCACAGAGAGCCAUGGGAGACACACCAAGAAGGCCUAAUGUGACACUUCCAGGGAAAGCACUACACAACCUGGUGUGAAUUUGUGUAGAAGACUAACUCUGAGGUGAAGGGAAAUUGUAGAUAAUUAUCUGCUUUUGAGCUCCAGGAAAAUGCUCUACUCAUUCGUAUAUGAAUUACAUGCUGACAUUUAAGCAGCUGCAUCAUCUCUUGUGCACAGUAGGUCAUUUUCACUCUUUUUCAUAAAUGCUUCAGUUGCUAUUUCUUGAGCAUAUAGUGUGAGCUACUUAAUCACUCAGUGAUUGCUGAAGUCUGUAAAAUGUCAAAUUCAUUCAUUUUGUUUAUGUAUUUUGAAAUACAUAAAAACUGUCCUAUUCUCUUGUAAUCUGUUUCUCCACAGAGAACUUCUGUUGGCUGAGGGAGGCAUAACCUUUCACUGACUGAAUUUAUUAAAACCAGGCUGACACCAAGCCUGUGUGAACAGAUGGGAGGGAGAAAAAGGUCAAAGUAAAAGCCAUACAGAGGAAUUAUCAUUGCUACUCACAGAAGUGUAAAAACUGUGCUAUAAACCUAAUCUCUUACUUUUUACACCAACCAGCAUAAAUGUUCAAUAAAUUCAGAUACUAAAUCCAUUUUUACUUAAGUGCUUUUAAAAUGCUGAAGUUGUAAUUUGAGGUAAUGAGGUGAAAACGUUAAACUGGUCUAGUUGUUUGAUUGGCAUUGGGAUUGUCCUGUUCCUUGUCAAGUACAGAUCAUGAACUAUGGCUAUUUGUUGAUUACAACACUGAAACAAGAAGCGCAAAGAAAUAGAAAGGAUAAGCAGUGAGUAAAUGCUAUUCUCAUUAUCACUUUAGAAAUACUAAAUGCAUAAAUUUGACAACAUGUAUGUAGGUUGUGAGAAUGGCUGGAUCACGUGUCAAACUAGGGAUAAAACAGGGGCAGCUGGGGUCCAAAAGAUCACAAAAAGUAUUUUCUUGUUUUCAGCACCUUUCCUGUCAAGCAGUACACAAAGUGGAGGAUGCUCUCAGCUUUGACCUUGGGAACAGUGGAGGAGUAAAAAAAGGAGAGCAAGAGGCCUUACUGCUCUCACUGCUACCACUGUCCAUCUAGCUUCAGCUGCAUGGCUUGAAACUGGACUAGAUCGUUCCAAGAGUGCCCUCUGUGGGAGAUGAGUGGGCUUAGGAACUCAGAUGAGACAGCAGCGCCACCAAAGAUGUGGAAGAAGGACUAGGGUAUCUAUUUUUUUUUCCCCCCAAUUCUAUUAGUUGGCCUGAAAUAACACAUUACCUAUGGCAAGGGAGGACUAUGAAAUGAAGGCACAGAGUUCUUUGCUGGAUUGUCUCCUUGGGGAGCAGCUGCUUUAUGUGAGACAGUAAAGCACACCCUCAACGCCUGUUACUUGAAGCUGCAUAUUAUCAGCAUGCUAAAGAAUAUAUACAUUAUCCAGAUUGUUUUGGUUGGAAUGUACUAGUGUUACCAAAUACCCAUAUCCGAUUUCUGUAGUCAAUAUCACAGCCUCAGAGUAAAGAGUACUGAUAUGCUGCCUGCCCAAAGAACAGACAUUUAAUGUAAUGGAGCUGUAGGACUGAAAGAGCUGCUUGAUUAUUUACUGUCAUAAUUGUUCAGUCAUGGUGAUGCCAACAUUCAAAAGAUAUUGUUUGCAUUAAGCUGUUUUGAGAUGUUGAACUAUGAAACACAAGAGAUUAAAAGAGGUGAAAAACAUCAAUUAAGAUACUUUGAUUUUUAUAAACACAGCUCUUCGAUCUUGCUAUACCUAUCUCCAUCAAACUGAAGAGUUCUUACAAAAUUUCUAUUCCUCACCACAGUCAGGUCUUUCAUUUUUUCCUGUAUAAACUUCGAUUUUCCUGGAUCCCCCGGGAAUAUUUUCCCCAAAUACUGAAUAUUGAAAUAAAUGCAGCAACAAGUGUAGCAGCGUACAGAUGAAUACAACUGUUUGGAAGUCACCCUGGCCCGGGGGUGCUCCGGGCGAGCUCUACUGCUCAGCGAGUCGCCCACGUUCUCCUCAGCCGCUGCUCCCGGGAGAGCGCCCCAGCCUUGAGUUACGGACUCGGAACCAUCUCCUGCUCAGUGUCGGUUCACCGGUGCCUCAGGGUUUUGCCCACCGCACGCUGCUUUACAGCACGGCAGCGCUUCCCUGGGAUAUCUUUCCUCUCUCCUCGCAGCCCGCCGCAAGCCUGCGGCUACUCCCAGAGAGGUGCAAUUCCCGGGGACAGGCGGGACAACCCAGCACCGCCCCGCGGGCCCGGCUCGCCCAAUCAGAGCGCCCGUCUCUCACCCCGCGGCAUUCUGGGAGUUGUGGUCUGGGGCCGGCAAGCCCGCGCGGUGGGGCCACCUCGAUGAACGGCAUUGCCCAGAAAGCUCCACGGCGGCGACGCCUCGGGCCGAUUUGCCCCUGCAGGCGGUCUGCGAGCAGUCCGGACUCCGGCGGUCCCGGGAUGGCUGCUGCGGUACCUCCCGAUGCGCUGGGUCGGCGGGUCGCCUGUGGCACCGACUAUGGGACUGUGCGCUAUGUGGGCAGCGUGUCUCGUACUGUAGGAAUUUGGCUGGGUGUGGAAUGGGAUGAUCCUCAGAGGGGAAAGCAUGAUGGCAGCUAUGAAGGAACACAGUAUUUUAAGUGCAGGCAUCCUAAAGGAGGAUCGUUCAUCCGGCCAAACAAGGCAAAUUUUGGAGUAGAUUUUCUUACUGCAGUAAAGGAUCGGUACGGAUUGAAUGAUAAGCAAGAUGUUCAGUGUGGGACAGGGAAUACAGUAAUAUUUGGAACGAAGACUGUGGAAUUUGUUGGCAUGGAUUCUGUUGCAGAACAGCAAAGGCAACUGAACAAUCUGGUGGAUAUCUCGGUGCGUGAGUGUGCUGUGAGCCAUGCUGGUCAGGAAGAGGAAAUAAGCAGAACAUGUGCCAAUAUGAGGCAUAUAAACAUAUCAAAAAAUCUGAUACCAUCUUGGGAGACAGUAAUAGCUAUUGCUUCUCAAGUUCAAAAUCUAGAAACACUUAAUGUCAGUGAAAACAAAAUGAGAUUUCCAUCUACAUCAACUUUUACAUCCAGUGCAUUUUCAAACUUGAAGAUUCUGGCACUUAAUCAAACUGAAAUAACAUGGACAGAGGUUCUUCUUUGUGCUCAAGGAUGGCCAGUACUUGAAGAGUUGUACCUUUCUUCUAAUAAUAUUACAAUUUUGGAAAGGCCUGAUAAUGUCCUGCAGACCCUGAAGUUGUUAGACCUUUCAGACAACCAGUUGCUGGAUGGAAAUCAGCUGCAUCUCAUAGCACAGCUCCCCAGAUUAGAACAGCUAAUACUUAGAAACACUGGGAUAUCAUCUAUACACUUUCCUGAUGCUGGAUUUGGAUGCAAAACUAAAAUGUUUCCUUCACUAAAACGCCUUGCAAUAAAUGACAAUAAAAUAUCACAGUGGUCAUCUAUCAAUGAGCUUGAUAAACUACCAAGUUUGCGGGCACUCCAGUGUAACAAUAACCCCUUCAUGGACACAGAGAAGAACCCAGAGACCCUUAUACAGCUCAUUAUUGCCAAGAUAAGUCAGUUGGAGGUUUUGAACAACUGUGAGAUCCUUCCUGCUGAAAGAAGAGGAGCAGAGCUUGAUUAUCGCAAAAUAUUUGGAAAGGACUGGCUAGAAGCUGGUGGGCAUUGGAACCCAGAGAAAAACAAACCAAGUGGAGAAUUUCUUGCUGCCCAUCCCAGAUACCCAAUACUUUGUCUUAAAUAUGGAGCACCUGAAGAAGGAGAACUGAAGGGACAACAGCCUUUGACUCUGAAAAAUCAGCUCCUGACUUUGACAAUUAAGUGUCCUGAGAAACCUGAACAGAAGCCAGUGGAGAAAAAACUACCAGAGUCUAUGACUAUUCAGAAGGUCAAAGGACUGCUGUAUCGCCUAUUUAAAAUUCCUGGUUCAGACCUAAAACUGUCCUACGAAAGUUCUAAAUUGGAAGGAAAAGAAGUUGAACUAGACAAUGACUUAAAGCCUUUGCAGUUUUACUCAAUAGAAAGUGGAGACUGUGUGUUAGUACGAUGGUAAAAGGGGACUCUCUUGCUGGACUGAAUGAAAAGCUGACGCAAGACUUGCAGAAGAGACACAGACACAUGGACAGCCUGUGCCUAGCAGACAUAUAGGUGAAUGAAUUUCACACACGUGGCACCAAAGGGCUGUACAAUUGUACUUUCAGUUCCUCAACUUGAUCAUCAGCCUCCAGGAAAACAUCUGUUCCUUUGUCCUACUGGAGAAAUAUCACAUAGUGCUUAAAAUGCUUCAAUUAAAUAAAACUCAAGGUCACCCUUUUGCCAAGAUUUUA